AUGGUGGAAGGCAUCUAUAAGAGCCGCAAAGUUUUAGCAGUCUGGUCGGCCAAUUACGCUUCUAGUAAAUAUUGCAAACAAGAACUGGACUAUGCCUUACAGCGGAGUUUUGAAAAAAGUGACACAGCAGUGAUUAUCAUUCGCAUCGAUUGGACUGACCCUACACGACUCCCAAAGACUCUACGAACAAAAACAUUUUUGGAUUACCAUGACAGUGCAGAGAGAAAAGGAUGGGAGAAGAGACUCAUACAACAUUUAAAGCCUCCAAAGCAACCAAAGAAAAUGAUAGUCAGCAUAGUUUGA
This is a messenger RNA of Porites evermanni, 303 nucleotides long. Lineage: Eukaryota; Metazoa; Cnidaria; Anthozoa; Scleractinia; Poritidae. The record is from the annotation of a GenBank genome assembly.